AUGUGUCCAGGACCUUCACUAGAUCUACCAGGCGGUGUGAAGGGUGGCCUUAAUUUCCUGGAACUGCUCCUGUUGUUGGCGGGUAGUGAAGAUAAUUUUUGUGGCUCCGAGGUGCUUUGGGUACUCGCCUUACGUUUCUGGAAGAAGUCGCUGCUAGCGCGCGUUAAGGUGAUUGAAAAAGACGGGCGAAAACUUCCUGCGACAUUGAGAGGGGAGACGCCUCUGUAGUUACUACGGAGUUAUCGGUCACCCUUAGGUUUAUGUAUAUGCACGGUUGUGGCAUCUUCGAAGUUGUGGGGGUGUCCUUGUUGUCAAAGCUAUUUGAGAAACGAAGUAAGCUUCUCCUUGAGUCGUGGGCUAUCGCACACUCAAACUUCAGCUGGAAUUGCGUCGGUUCUUGAUGUUUUUUCAUAUUGGACGGCUGUCCGACCCCUUUGCUUGUCCCAGUGAGGGAAAGCGGACUGAUGAAGUCGUCGUUGGUGUUCACUUGAAGAAGUCAGUUGAUAGCCUCUUUAUAUAUUGUCAACGGGACGUCGUGGAAGUGCGCGACCCAGCACCCUAAUAUGUGACUUCUGCGUUAGAAGUGUUACUCCAUCCUGGGUCAGCAGUGGUGCUGUAUCCCCGACUUUAGAAUCGCAGAUCGUAUUGAUGGUCGCAAAGAAAUUACUCAUCACAUCAUAGCCGGAAGGUACCUGAAUUUCAUCAUUUUUGCGAGUUAAAUGGUGGUUCUGCAUCGCCUCCAGACCCUGUUUUGCGAGGCUUUGUAUCGGAAGUAUGCGGCCGUGUUGCCGCUCCUUCUGUUCCUGGCAUUCUGUUUCUUGUGGAGGCAAUUACAGUUUCUUCUGUCUGAAAGUCUGUCUGCUUGAAGGCGUGCGCGACCGGGUUUCCAUGGCGGUGAUCUGGAUGGUAUCUCGCAACUCCUUCCACUGGGCCUUGAUAUUGUUAUGUGUCUCCAUGGCUUGAAUUUUUUUCAGUUUUGAAGUCAAACAAAUGCCAAAAUUCAAUUGGCUUCCGGCCGUAUUUAAUAGUAUAGUGUUUAGAUUGCGAAUAAAGGCGAAAGUUCGAGCUCCGGGAGUAUCUAUAAGUGAAGAAGAAGAAGAAGAGGAGGAGGAGGAGGAAGAAGAAGAAGGAGAAGAAGAAGAAGAGGAAGAAGAAGAAGGAGAAGAAGAGGAAGAAAAAGAAGAAGAAGAAGAAGAAGAAGAAGAAGAAGAAGAAGAAGAAGAAGAAGAAGGAGAAGAAGAAGAAGAAGAAGAAGAAGAAGAGGAAGAAGAAGAAGAAGAAGAAGAAGAAGAAGAAGAAGAAGAAGAAGAAGAAGAAGAAGAAGGGUGGUCAAGCACCGGAACAAUCUGUUUAA
Spirometra erinaceieuropaei is the source of this 1354-nucleotide messenger RNA. The record is from the annotation of a GenBank genome assembly. Lineage: Eukaryota; Metazoa; Platyhelminthes; Cestoda; Diphyllobothriidea; Diphyllobothriidae.